AUGAAAGCUGCUAAAUCACCUCCAGCUGGAGUCCCCAGCGUGUUCUCGCUUCACUGUGGCCCUGUCUUCUCGACUGGCGGAACCGCCUUUUUGUGGCUGGGCGGUGUACAGCGCCAAGGAUCAACAUCAAAGCAAGCAGCUGUGUACAUGCUUAACUCCGAGCACGUGUUUGAGAAUAGGAAAUUCUUUGGGAAUAGAUUUAGUGUCACGGGUAAUGACAACGGCUUUGAUUUCACCCUCUCGCCUUCCCUGUUCCCACGUUUUUUGACUGUCCACUAUCAGUGUGACCGCAUGGAGCCAGAUGCUGAGACUAUCAGCGCUCCCAGGCAGCUAGGGAAGUACAGAAUCAAGAGAGGCAUAUACACUGAAGAGCAGUUCCAGAAAAACUAUGAAAGAAACACCCCCUCCCCAAGGAACAGGGACUUCAGAAUCCAAGGAAGGGUCCAGUGCAGAUUCUCCUGGGCAAGAUUCAGGAAGAUCAUACUCAAGAUGUUUCCUAUCCUGAACUGGUUGUGUGCAUAUCGAGUCAGAGAGUGGUUCCUGAAUGACAUACAUGCAGGCCUAAGUGUGGGGAUGGUCCAGAUUCCGCAAGGACUGUCAGGAGUUUUGUUAACGAGGUUACCACUACCAAUUGUCAAUGGCUUCUAUUCUGCAUUCUGCUGCUCAUUAACAUAUGUUGUAUUUGGGACUUCGCGCCAUAUCUCCAUUGGUUCAUUCAGCAUUCUGAAUGCAAUGGUGGCAGAUGUUCUGAAGACGCUGAAUUUCAGCCCUGUAUUGACUGCUAAUGGAACCUUUGCCAAUUUCUCAGAUGCAAAUUAUAUGAAGAGUUACAUGGAAGCCUUGACACUUACUGCAUCAACAACAUUUCUGACUGGGAUCAUCCAGUUGCUUUUAGGCUGCUUCUGCUUGGGAUUUGUCACAACCUAUCUGCCAAAGACCCUCAUCGACGCUUACCUCACUGCAGCAGCGCUGCAUGUCAUCGUAUCCCAGUUCUCCUUCAUCUUCGGGAUCGUGAUCAACUUCCAUAUGGGCCCCCUGGCCAUUUUCUACAACCUGUUUCAAUAUUGCAUGGCUCUCCCAAAGGCUAAUGCCACCAGUAUAUUGCUAUUUUUGGUUGGCCUACUCAUGCUGAGGGUCAGCAAUUGUAUCAAGAUAACUUACAAGCACAGUCCUGUUGCAUUCCCUAUGGAACUUCUCCUGAUUAUUACAAUCACCAUUAUUGCUAACCAUGUGCAUCUGCAUGCCGAAUCCAGUAUGCUUGUGGCCAAAAUGGUUCCACACAGGUUUCUGCCUCCUACGCUGCCAGACUUAUCAAAUUUGAGCAGGAUUGUAGCCCAUGCCUUCUCCCUGGCUAUUGUAAGCUACUUCCUUCUCAUUUUUGUGGGAAAGAGGUACGCUUGUAUUCACAACUACAACAUCUCCAGCAACCAGGAGCUCAUGACUGUGGGGCUAUGCAAUAUCUUCAGCUCAUUUUUCAAAAGCUUUGCUGUCAGCUGUGCUAUUUCUGGGACUGUCAUUCAGGAGAAGACAGGCGGAAAAACACAGUUUGCAGCACUAAUUGGAGCAUCCAUAAUGCUAGUGGUAGUGAUGAAACUAGGACACUUUUUCCAGUCUCUGCCUAAUGCUGUACUAGCUGCGAUUGUAAUGGUCAACAUGUUCCCAUUUCUUGAAAAAUUUAUGGACAUCCCCACCCUGUGGAGACAGGAUAAGUAUCAUUUUGUUAUUUGGAUUGUGACUUUUGCAGCCGUUCUGUGUCUUGGUCUCGAUAUCGGCUUGGUCAUCGCAAUGGGAUUCACCUUCUUCAUCAUCACUGUUAGGUCACACAGAAUGAAGAUUGUGAUGCUGGGCCAGAUUCCAAACACGGAUCUAUACAGAAGUUUAUCUGACUACAAAGCAGCAGCGGAGAUUGAAGGUGUGAAAAUCUUCCAGUGUUGUUCCUCCAUCUCCUUUGCAAAUAUGAGACAUUUCAAAGGCUACUUGUUACAUAAGAUGGAUGUGAAAGCAGUGCCCCUGGAUGAAAAUGAAAUGAGAUCUUUAAUCUCAGUUAGUCUGUCUAGCACUGGAUUGGAGAGAAAAGAUUUGAAGUGUGCCUGUGUUUGUGAUCCACCUGAGCCAUUACCCAGGAUACCCUAUACUGAGAAACUGGUGAAGCGACUUCAUAGGGAUAAUGAGUCUUCAUCGUCUUCCCUCAAUUUGAUACGUUGGUCAAAGUUUGAAAGCAAGCACAGUUCUGGGACUCUCACAACAGGAAUGUCGCAAACACAGCAUGCUCAGUCCACAGCCAUCAGGCUCAGGGCAGCAAGACCUGAGACUGGAAAGAAGAAGGAUGAAGGGAAGAAGACACGGCAUUCUUCAGACCUUGGAGUAGAUACUUCCACAACUCUAUUGUGCCAGGAACCAGUACAGUUACAGUCCACGGAGUUUUCAACAUAUCCAAUCCACACUAUUAUUUUAGACUUCAGCAUGGUGCAGUUUGUGGAUUUGCAAGCUUCAGACUUACUGAGGCAGAUGUUCCACAUGUUUCAGAAUAUUGGCAUUUCGGUCCUGAUAGCCAGCUGCCACCUCUCUGUAAUAGCAAUCUUUGAGAAGAAUGAUUUCUUUGAUGACUGCGUCACCAAAGCACGGUUCUUUCUAACGCUGCAUGAUGCUGUGCUGGCUGCUUUAGAACAGAAUCAAAGGCCAGAGACUGUGGAACUCAGCAUUGGAGAGCCUGAACAGGAGUUAGAUGAAGGGCUCACAGAAGAACAGAAGGAGAGAAGUCUGCACUCCGGUAACAACAAAGAUAUUUCCUCUUUAAAGACUACCAGGAGCGAACUCUUAAAUGAAGAGCCAAUAUCCGAUCUCUUCCGCACAUAUUCACUCCAGAGUGAAACAGAGAUGAACGUAUUCCAACAGUAUGAUGCUCCACCCCCUGAACCAGGUGACAGAGAUGAGGAGUGGGAGCAGAAGUGGAAAUAUGCCAGAGAUCCCUGA
This is a messenger RNA of Emys orbicularis (European pond turtle), 2973 nucleotides long. RefSeq names its product solute carrier family 26 member 8 (gene SLC26A8). The transcript has 20 exons. Gene Ontology annotation, biological process: transmembrane transport. Gene Ontology annotation, molecular function: oxalate transmembrane transporter activity; sulfate transmembrane transporter activity; chloride transmembrane transporter activity. Bases 1 to 2973 code for a protein of 990 amino acids. The record is from RefSeq and is a predicted model, not a curated record. Lineage: Eukaryota; Metazoa; Chordata; Testudines; Emydidae. Gene Ontology annotation, cellular component: plasma membrane.